Molecule: messenger RNA, 1584 nt
Organism: Galleria mellonella (greater wax moth)
Lineage: Eukaryota; Metazoa; Arthropoda; Insecta; Lepidoptera; Pyralidae
Exons: 4
Coding region: 306-1547 (413 amino acids)
Molecular function (GO): protein binding
Source: RefSeq, a predicted model, not a curated record
UUGUAAAAAAUUUAAUGUAUUUUUUAUAUAGUCGAAGACCUUGUCGUUUAAAAAUAAUCCAUGGCUCGGUGACGAUUGCUAGAUGCAGUGAUCGGUUGACGGGAACCGGGAGAGCUCGUGGCAUUUUUUUAUACUGUGUUGACUUGUUAUAAAAAUAUUGGUUUGAAUGUGAUUAUUGAUAGCACUCUAUAGAAUUAGAAACAUGUGUAUGAUUUUACAUUAAAUAUUUACUUGUGUAAACUUGUUUUUACAAUUAUAACAUUGAGACGAAAUCAUUUUGUGUUCUAUAAUAAGGGUGAUAAAGCAUGGAUUACGACAAUGAAAAGUUAGCGGCUACUGUACUCCACUGGAAUUACAGAGGUUUUACGGAAUUUCCCCUCCAACAGCUGAGAGGGGAGGAAUCAGACGUCACUGAUAUAUACCUAAAAGAUAAUUUAAUAUCUCGUCUGCCCACUGAAAUAUAUAGAUUGCAGAACUUGGAAAGUUUGUACUUGAGCGGUAAUGACAUAACUGAGUUGCCGCGCGAGAUAUCGAUGUUACGGUGUCUCAAAUGCUUGGAUUUAAGCGGUAAUCGAUUGAAGCACAUCCCUGAUGAGAUUGGAGAUGUGAGGAAUUUGAAGUUUUUGAUAUUGGACGAAAAUGAGCUGAUUGAAUUGCCUCUGAGGCUUGCAGAGUUGCGUGCGUUGCAAUACUUAUCAGUUUGUGAUAAUAAACUUCAAUGGCUGCCACAGAAACCAGUAUUCAAUUACCAUCACUGUGAAUUUAGAUUUUGGAGGAAUAUCUAUUUAAAAUCUAUACCUUAUGCUUUGUGGUAUCAUAUGUUCCGAGGCCAGCAGACUAGGAGUCUUAAUAUUGGUUGCCUCAAAAUACCCACUUGUGACAGUAUAUCUGAAAAUAGUAGAUGUCAAUUAAGGUUAUAUCAAGAUUCGAGACAAUGGGAACUCUACGUUGAUAGUCCACAAUACAACGUCGUACUCAAAAGCAAAGCCCACUCUCCACCAAGCCUUUUGGAAAUAUGCAAGAGAUUAUUGUAUGAAAUAAUAAGUGAUACUGCCAAAAAGAAAACUAAAUUAGCUGAAGAAAAUAUUAAUAACUUAUCUGGUAGACUUCAUUACUAUUAUAAUCUUGAUUAUAUUGAAAAUAAUUUUGAAGAAUUCAAUAUAAAAAAUGAUGACGUAAAUAAAGAUAUAAAUAGUAACAAUCCCUCGUACUUAUUAAAGGAAAGGCAUGUUUUUAAUAGAAGUAAAGGAAAUAUGAAAGAUUACUAUGUUCCAAAAGAUAUAGUCGAAGAUUUUUUAAAUUUUCUGCCAAAAUUUAUAAAAAUAGAAUUGAUUAAUGGACCCAUAUCAAGAUGUGAAUAUAUAUCCUGUAAGCGGCCUGUGUUUGAUUACGUAUAUUAUGAAUUUUGUUUCGGCAAAAUCAUAUUGAUUGAUAACACAGAAGAUAUAAUACUGAGCGCGGCCUUUUGUUCCAAGUCGUGCGCAGACACGUGGAAAAUUGGAAAAGUGGGCUUGAUACCUUGGUCGUUACUAAGAAAAAAAAGCUAAAACCUUUAGCCGAUCUUUACGCUUUGUUAUUAAUUUU